Molecule: messenger RNA, 1245 nt
Organism: Habropoda laboriosa
Lineage: Eukaryota; Metazoa; Arthropoda; Insecta; Hymenoptera; Apidae
Product: dynein assembly factor with WDR repeat domains 1-like
Exons: 9
Coding region: 1-1245 (414 amino acids)
Molecular function (GO): protein binding
Source: RefSeq, a predicted model, not a curated record
AUGAAGUUGUUAAAAUUUUUGCUUCGUUACUUUCCGCCAGGCCUUGCCUUGGAGUACACGCAGGGUCAAGACGUCAAGACCAAAAUGAUCGAUCUUCUGGAUUUGUCUGCUGAAACGGACAUAAGAGCAUUAGCGGAGAGCAUAAAAGCAGCCGAGCCCGUAAUAACCGAAAAUGUAAUGGAGCAGUUAGUGGAGACCCUGCAGAAGUUGCAGGCCAAAGUUUGCGACACAAACACGAAGCGCUACUACAAAUACAAAACGUUGCAUACCCAUCUUCUGCCUCUUACGAAUGUCGCGUUCGAUAAACUAGGUAAAAGAUGCCUGACAGGCAGCUAUGACCGAACAUGUAAAGUUUGGGACAUUGACAAUGGAACGGAGCUUCUUACUCUCGAAGGCCAUCAGAAUGCGGUGUACACCGUGUCCUUCAACAACACAACUUCAGACAAAAUCCUAACUGGUUCGUUCGACAAAACUGCAAAGGUUUGGUGCUCUCGAAUAGGUCACUGCCUGCAAACAAUGUGGGGUCACGAUGCUCAAGUAGUUGUCGCAAAAUUCUCACCUAACAAUAGCAAAGUUGCCACAGGUUCGAUGGAUAUGACGUCGAAAAUUUUUCAACUAGCCACCGGUGACGAAAUGGGAACGCUAAGGGGUCACACGGCAGAAAUAGUCGCUCUACAUUUCAAUAACGAUGGAAGUCAAAUAAUAACAGGCUCGUUCGACGGUACUGUCAGUGUUUGGGACACAAGGACAUUUGGCCGUACAAGCGUGUUGAUCGGUCAUCGAUCAGAACUGUCGAACUGCGUCUACAAUUUCGACUGCUCGUUAAUCGCCUCGUCGUCGAUGGACAAAACGGUCAAAGUCUGGGACACGAGGAUGAACUCCUGCUUGGCCACUCUGCGAGAACACGAGGACGAGGUACUCGACGUGACCUUCGACAAUAACGGGAAAAAGUUGGCGACCGCGAGCAGUGACACUACCGCUCGUGUUUGGGAUGUGAGCACCAAUUUUCAGCAGUUGGCAUUGAUGAAAGGUCACCGGGAAGAAGUUUCGAAAGGCAAUCCAAGUAGUCAACACCUGUUAACAUCAUCCUCAGACGGAACGUCGAAAUUAUGGUCUGUGAAGAGUGGCUGUUGUAUACAAGUACUUGAUGGUCAUACAGACGACGUUUUCAGCUGUGCUUUUUCGUAUGAUGGCGAUACUAUUAUCACCGCGAGCAAGGAUAACACUUGCAUGAUUUGGAGGUGA